Molecule: messenger RNA, 3483 nt
Organism: Daldinia caldariorum
Lineage: Eukaryota; Fungi; Ascomycota; Sordariomycetes; Xylariales; Hypoxylaceae
Product: cysteine proteinase
Exons: 8
Coding region: 1-3483 (1160 amino acids)
Biological process (GO): protein deubiquitination; regulation of protein stability
Cellular component (GO): nucleus; cytosol
Molecular function (GO): protein binding; cysteine-type deubiquitinase activity; cysteine-type endopeptidase activity
Source: RefSeq, a predicted model, not a curated record
AUGGUGGUCGACACCCAGGACGAGAUGGUCGUCCAACCGACUCUAAAUGAGAAGGACCAGGUUACAGAGAUCAAUCCAGAGCAGCUGGAUAACGAUGCUGAGAACCUCGAGACUCCUAUCCUGGCUACCGAUUAUGAGGCCAUGAAAGAGAUAGUACUACCGCCUCUCCUAGACGAACCUGAGAUUUUAGAGGAUGUCAUCAAUACAUGGACGGUACAAAAUUGGAGAGCGCUCUCUAAGAAAGAACACGGCCCCGUAUUUCAAGCAGGCGGACAUCCUUGGCGAAUUCUGCUUUUCCCUUUUGGAAACAAUGUCGACCAGUCCUCGGUAUAUCUUGAGCACGGCUUCCAAGAUGCCAACAGCAUACCCGAGGAUUGGAGCUGCUGUGUGCAGUUCGGGCUGGUCAUGUGGAAUAUCAACGACCCGUCCCUCUUUUACCACCAUACUGCCCACCACCGAUUUACGAAGGAGGAGAGUGAUUGGGGUUUCACACGGUUCCUCGAACUGAGGAAGAUGUUUCAGCAACCAUGGGAUAAUUCUGGCCACCCGCUAGUCGAGAACGACUCCGUCAAUAUCACCGCCUACGUCAGAGUGGUCAAAGACGAGACAGGCGUAUUGUGGCACAACUUCAAUAACUACGAUUCGAAGAAGGAAACCGGAUAUGUUGGUUUGAAGAACCAGGGUGCCACAUGCUACCUUAAUUCGCUACUGCAGUCGCUCUAUUUCACAAAUGCUUUUCGAAAGGCCGUGUACGAAAUCCCGACUGCAGAAGACGAAAGCAUAACUAAUAGUGCCUACACACUUCAGAGACUAUUUUACCAGCUUCAGAUUUCGAACCAGGCCGUGGGCACCAAUGAGCUAACAAAGUCUUUUGGUUGGGACACACGACAUAUUUUUGAGCAGCAAGACGUGCAAGAGUUGUCCCGCAAGCUAAUUGAACGCAUGGAGGAGAGGAUGAAGGGCACCGCGGCUGAAGACGCUCUUCCGCGGAUGCUCAGCGGGAAAGUAAAGACGUAUGUCUCUUGUAUUGAUGUUGAAUAUGAAUCCAGCCGAAUUGAAGACUUCUGGGAUAUCCAACUCAACGUUCGAGGGAUACCUAAUCUUGAGGAGAGUUUCAAAGACUAUAUCCAGCAAGAGACUCUUGAUGGCGACAACAAGUAUUGGGCAGGUGAUGAGUACAAGUACCAGGACGCUCGCAAGGGUGUGAUUUUCAAGAGCUUUCCGGAGGUAUUACAUCUACAUUUAAAGCGGUUCGAGUACGACAUCCAGCGCGAUACGAUGAUGAAGAUCAACGACCGUUUCGAAUUUCCCGAGGUUCUAGAUCUGACCCCUUACCUGGACCAAGAUGCGGACAAGUCUGAACCGUGGAUAUACAAACUGCAUGGUGUAUUGGUGCACAGCGGAGAUUUGAAUGCGGGCCAUUACUAUGCUUACCUCAAGCCCAACAAAGAUGGUUGGUUCUACAAGUUCGACGAUGACAAAGUCACAAAGGCAACCAUCCGAGAAACUUUGGAAGAGAAUUUUGGGGGCGAAUACCCAGCCUCACUUUUGCAGUCCCGUGCAGGUCUCCAGAAGAAGUCUCCGAUUAUGCGACAGAUGAGUGCAUACAUGUUGGUUUACAUCCGAGAAUCCCGCUUGGAUCAAGUCUUGACGCCAGUCAGGAAAGAGGAUUGCCCGCCGCAUCUGCAAAAACGUUUGGACGAAGAGGCGGCUGCGCGUGAGGCCAAGAGAAGAGAACGUGAGGAGCAACACCUUUACCUACCUGUUAAAGUCAUCACGGGAGAGACGUUCAAACACCACGGCUCCACUGACCUCACGAACUUCGAGUCUAAUCCUGCUGAAGAUCCAGCAGCCCCUAGGUUUUACCGUACCAAAAAGCAAACUACAAUUGAGGAGCUUGUCGGGCUCAUUGCCCAGGAUACCAAUCAAGAUCCCAAGAGAAUACGUUUGUGGAUCAUGGUAAAUCGCCAGAAUAAGACCACUAGGCCUGAUCAGCCGAUUAUGGACACGAGACCGACAAUUGAAGAAACCUAUCAGCGCAUGGCUACAACCACUCGAGAUUAUGCUCUGAGAGUGUGGGCAGAAGUUGCAGAUGAGGUUGACGCCGAAGGGCGUGCUAUUUGGCCCACCUACCAGAGCAAUGCUAACGGCGUCAUCGUAAAGAACGACCUGAUCCUUCUCUUCCUGAAACACUUCGAUUCUGAGAGGCAAACUCUCGAAGGAGUGGGCCAUAUCUAUGUGAGCAGAGAAAAAAAGGUAGAAGAUCUAGUGCCAAUAAUUGCCAAGAGGAUGGGGUGGGGUGACAAGUUACCUUCUGGCGAACAAUUAGCUAUGUGGGAGGAAAUUAAACCAGCAAUGAUUGAGAGUCUUAAGGCGAAACAAACCUUGAAAGCUGCUGAGCUCCAAGAUGGCGAUAUCAUAUGCUUCCAGAAGAUCACCGAGCGAAAGUCGGGUGAACUUCUCGGCAAGCUCCCUCGCCUUGGAGAAAAGAACUCGGAGGAAACACCCAAGCGAUGGGACCGAUAUGAUGACGCCAAGGGAUUCUACGAUUUCCUCUGCAACAAGCGAGAGGUUCGAUUCGACCCCCAUCCUCGCUGCGAGAAGACCGAUUACCAGAGUUUCAUUCUUACGUUAAGCACGAAGAUUACAUACGACCAACUUUCGGAGAGAGUAGGUGAGGAGCUGGGCGUAGAUCCUACUCAUAUCCGCUUCUUCACGGCCAAUGCCUCCACGGGAAGUCCUAAGUCGGCGGUUAGAAGGGCUGUUAGCCAAAACCUCGGCACCAUAUUGAAUCCGAAUAACUACACCCAACAAACCCUGCAGACCAAGUCCAACUCACUCUUCUUCGAAGUUCUAGAUAUGAGCCUUGCGGAGCUGGAUACGAAGAAGAAUGUCAAGGUGACUUGGCUGAGCGAAGGCAUGACAAAGGCCGAAACCUUUGAUGUCUUGGUUAAUAAGCAAGGGCACAUUGAAGACCUUGUUCAGGCGUUUGUGAAGAAGGCGCAAAUCCAGGACGAACGCGAAGGCGGCCGAAUUAGGGUUUACGAGAUCCAUCAUCAUAAAUUUCACCGGGAACUUGCGCCUAACUAUCCGGUCCUUAGUAUUAAUGAUUACACCGAUGUGAUAGCAGAGCGAAUUCCGGAAGAGGAAUUAGAAGCUGAUGAAAGGGAUUUCAUCAAAGUCAUUCAUUUCCAGAAUGAUGCUAAUCGGGUCCAUGGAAUCCCGUUCAAAUUCCUCCUCAAAGAGGGUGAACUCUUCUCGGAGACAAAGAAGCGACUGGAGGCCCGAACGGGCAUCAAGGGCAAAGCAUUUGAGAAGAUCAAAUUCGCAAUAGUGCGACGAUUCCAGAAGCCGACCUAUAUCAACGACGACGAUGUGCUUUUCGACGAGGGAGGCACGAUAGAAGACGACGUCGUGCUUGGAUUGGAUCAUCUGGAUCGGACAAGAACAACGCGGAAUGGAGGAGAAAUGUUCCUCAAGUAG